This is a messenger RNA of Sardina pilchardus (European sardine), 2167 nucleotides long. RefSeq names its product tripartite motif containing 109 (gene trim109). Gene Ontology annotation, cellular component: cytoplasm. The transcript has 7 exons. Gene Ontology annotation, biological process: protein ubiquitination. Bases 58 to 1452 code for a protein of 464 amino acids. Lineage: Eukaryota; Metazoa; Chordata; Actinopteri; Clupeiformes; Clupeidae. The record is from RefSeq and is a predicted model, not a curated record. Gene Ontology annotation, molecular function: protein binding; ubiquitin protein ligase activity.
UAGCCUACUACUGUCUGUGUCUGUGACCUACCCUCACGUUGCAACUAGCUAAGAAACAUGGCUGACACUCUGCUGGUGUGCCCCCUGUGCCCUGUGUGUUGGUAUGAGUUCAGCGACCCCGUUAGCCUGCGCUGCCAGCACAGCUUCUGCAGGGAGUGCAUCAGAGCUCACCUGGCGGCCAGCGGUGGCUCGGCCCAGUGUCCUGAGUGCAGGCAGCCAUUUACACGCAAACACAUCAAAGCCAACCGCACGCUGGGCAACUGCAGACUUGCAGAGGAGAAGGCACAACGCUGCAAGAAUGCGCUGCGUGGAGCAGUGUCCUUCCUGUCUGAAGAGAUGGUUGACCUGGACUACAAGAUCAGAUUGCAGACGGCUGAGAUCAAAAAAACUCAGGACACGUCCAGAGAGUGGUCAGGGAGGAUAUCGACUACGUUUGAGCAGCUGCACCAGCUCCUGAGAGAGAAGGAGCAGGAGGUGCAGACAUUCUUGCAGCAGGAGGAGAAGAGGGUGCUGGAGCCCAUGCAGAGGAGCCUGGCCAAGAUGACGCAAGUCUCCACCAGAGACAGAAACACUGAGGGGACGCUCAGGUCAGGCCUCGAUAUCGGUCAUCCUGACGCCUUCCUCCAGUGGUGGACCACAGUAGGAUGCAACAAAGUAAAGAAGAUGCUGGAUGGUGAUGAGGCAGUUGCUGAAGGAACCGACAGCACGACUGAUCUUCGGUUCUCAUCCAAGCUGGCAGGAUUAGCCGUGUUUCAUGAUGUCAUCUCUCUGGGGCCGUAUGAGACCCAUCUGUCCUUCCUUGUGUGGAGGGACAUACUGAGAGACAUCCAGCCAGUGCCCCAUGAUGAUGUGAUCUCUCUGUGGGAUGACAGCUAUGCCAUGGUGACCCAUAGUGGUCGCUCCAUCCAGAGGAGGGACCGGAGGGGUCUGUUUGGCCGCUACCAGGACUACAGGCCCCUGGCCAAGUGCCGGGCCGCCUACCCACGCGGCCGCCACUACUUUGAGGUGGAGAUGGGCAGGAAGCUGGACUGGGGCAUCGGGGUGUGUACGGAGUCUCCGUCUGGCAAGGUGCAGGAGGUGGCCAUGUUGUACCGGAGGCAUGACGGCGUCUACAGCAGCUACAGUGUGACCGCACAGGGUCAGGAGUCCGCCCUGCAGGUGCUGCAUCCGCCAUGGCAGAUAGGCGUGUAUCUGGACUGUGAUAAAGGCCGCGUGGCGUUCUAUGAUGCCGACAGCAUGGAGCAGGUGUGCUCUGCAGCGUGUGGUACAGGUGCGCCCCUGUCGCUGUGCCUCUCCCCUGGAGCCCGUGUGGAGGGGGGGGAAGGCCAAGCCCUCACUGUGUGCUGCUACCAGUCUCUCCCACAGUCCCCCACGGAUAUGGACGUUUUCAUGAAUAUGGUGCAAGUCCUUGGGUCUUUUGUAGACAGAAUUCUUCGGAGGAUCUUUGGAUGACUGGGGAGGGAGCAAGUUACAUACACACACACACUCUCUCACACACAUUUUAACACGUCCAUGUUUGCAGUUACAACAAUAAUUUAAAGUUCCAUCAACUGGAGAUAUAGCAAACUUUGUCGGAAGAGAUCAUAUUUAUAUCUUGCCCCACAGUGAUGAGAAUGGGAAGAAAGGCCACUGUUGGAUAGUUACAGAAAUGAAGUAGCAUCUUGGGGUCACCACGUCUACAGGGACCUCCACAGAAAUAGAUAAUAUAGGCCAGGAAGGCCUUUAAAGAGGCCAGGAAAAGCCUUUCUUGUCAUCUAAGUACAUAAUGUGAGUUGCAAAAUGCUACUGGACCUUUCCCUGGAUUCCUGUUCCAUGGUCAACAACAACUAGUCAAGAACGACUACUGAAAGGAUCUGCAUGCAAACUAAUGGUGUAUGAUGUAUGUAUGUUGGCUGUGAUGAGAGCCUGUUUUUAUUCCAAAGCCCUAGGAACUUCAUUAGAGUUCAUGAAAUCAUGCAUGAAGUUCAUGAAGACUCUAAAAUUGGGUCAUGACUGGAUAGUCCUGCUGAUCAGUGAACCAAAACAUAUGUUCAGAUCAACAGAUAAAUGUUUUACUGAACACAGAAUCUAACUCUUGCCAUCUAGUCUUCAGAACUCCAUAAGAAACUACUGGGAUGAUUUGUGCACCUCUUUUCUCAAGUUUACCAGGGGUGCCAACAAGGGUGGA